This is a messenger RNA of Platichthys flesus (European flounder), 3407 nucleotides long. RefSeq names its product glutamate receptor, metabotropic 6a (gene grm6a). The transcript is spliced from 15 exons. Gene Ontology annotation, biological process: regulation of synaptic transmission, glutamatergic; G protein-coupled glutamate receptor signaling pathway. Lineage: Eukaryota; Metazoa; Chordata; Actinopteri; Pleuronectiformes; Pleuronectidae. Gene Ontology annotation, molecular function: adenylate cyclase inhibiting G protein-coupled glutamate receptor activity. Gene Ontology annotation, cellular component: membrane. Bases 1 to 2739 code for a protein of 912 amino acids. The record is from RefSeq and is a predicted model, not a curated record.
AUGACAUCAUCAGGCCCUGCCCACUUUCCCCUCCCCCUACGACAUCAUCAUCACUAUGUCUCCCUCUGGAUUGGACAAACACCUCAUCAGCUGUCCCUGUGGCCCCGCCUCCUUCUGUCUCUCUGGCUCUGGAUUGGUGGACUGAUGACCCAGGUGAGCGCCUCCCACCAGCACUUCCACCCCCGCUCCAUCAAGAUACCUGGUGACAUCACCCUGGGGGGGCUGUUCCCCGUCCACGCCCGCGGGCCCCACGGGCUGCCCUGCGGCGAGCUGAAGAAGGAGAAGGGGAUCCACCGCAUGGAGGCCAUGUUGUAUGCCCUGGACCAGAUCAACAGCGACCCCUACCUGCUGCCCAACAUCACGCUGGGGGCCCGGAUCCUGGACACCUGCUCCAGAGACACCUACGCUCUGGAGCAGUCCCUCACCUUCGUCCAGGCGCUGAUCCAGAAAGACACGUCCGACAUCCGCUGCUCCAAUGGGGAGCCGCCGAUCCUCCGCAAGCCGGAGCGCGUGGUGGGCGUGAUCGGGGCGUCGGCCAGCUCCGUGUCCAUCAUGGUCGCCAACAUCCUGCGCCUGUUCGAGAUUCCUCAGGUGAGUUACGCCUCCACGGCUCCGGAGCUCAGUGACAACAACCGUUAUGACUUCUUCUCCCGGGUGGUUCCUCCGGACUCGUACCAGGCUCAGGCCAUGCUGGACAUCGUCCGGGCGCUGGGAUGGAACUACGUGUCCACGUUAGCAUCGGAGGGAAACUACGGAGAGAGCGGAGUGGACGCCUUCAUGCAGAUCUCCAGAGAGGCCGGUGGGGUGUGCAUUGCUCAGUCAGUGAAGAUUCCUCGCGAGCCGACAGAGGGAGAGUUCGAUAAGAUCAUCAGACGUCUCAUGGAGACGAGUAACGCCAGAGGCGUCAUCAUCUUCGCCAACGAAGACGACAUCAAGCGUGUCCUAGAGGCAGCCAAGCGUGCUAACCUGACGGGUCACUUCCUGUUUGUGGGUUCAGACAGCUGGGGCGCCAAAAGCUCCGCCAUCACAGAACUGGAAGACGUGGCCGAGGGCGCCGUCACCAUCCUGCCCAAACGAGUGUCCAUCGACGGCUUCGAUCAGUACUUCACGUCUCGUUCUCUGGAGAACAAUCGCAGGAACAUCUGGUUCGCUGAGUUCUGGGAAGACGACUUCAGGUGCAAACUGACGCGACCGGGAAUCAAACUGGAUCCUGACAAGAAGAAAUGCACCGGUGACGAGCGGAUUGGUCGGGACUCGCCCUACGAGCAGGAAGGGAAGGUUCAGUUUGUGAUUGACGCAGUGUACGCGGUGGCUCACGCUCUGCACAGCAUGCUGCAGAACCUGUGUCCGGGCAGCGCCGGCGUCUGCAGCACCAUGGACCCGGUGGAGGGGCGCUCGCUGCUCGACUACAUCAGAGCCGUCAACUUCAACGGAAGUGCUGGUACCAGUGUUCUGUUCAAUGAGAAUGGAGACGCUCCUGGUCGUUAUGACAUCUUCCAGUUUCAGAUGACCAAUCACAGCCACCCUGAAUACCGAGUCAUCGGCCAGUGGACCAAUAACCUGAGACUUAAUUUGGAGGACAUGCAGUGGUCUGGUGGAGAUAAAUUAGUUCCUGACUCCGUCUGUAGUUUUCCUUGUAAAUCAGGAGAGAGGAAGAAGAUGGUGAAGGGAGUUCCCUGCUGCUGGCACUGUGAGCUCUGUGAUGGGUACCAGUACCAGCUGGAUGAGUUCACCUGUGAGAUGUGUCCAUCAGACAUGCGUCCCGCCCCGAACAGAACCACGUGUCGCCCGACGCCGAUCAUCAAGCUGGAGUGGAACUCGCCCUGGGCUCUGGUUCCCGCCUCCCUCGCCAUGCUGGGGAUCUUAGCCACCAGCGCUGUGGUCAUCACCUUCAUCCGCUUCAACGACACGCCCAUCGUCAGGGCGUCGGGUCGAGAGCUCAGCUACGUUCUACUGACAGGAAUCUUCCUGAUCUACCUGAUCACCUUCCUGAUGAUCGCGGAGCCGGGUGCGGUGGUGUGUGCGUUCCGGCGCCUCCUGCUGGGCCUCGGCAUGGCCCUCACCUACUCCGCCAUGUUGACCAAAACCAACCGCAUCUACCGCAUCUUCGAGCAGGGCAAGAAGUCGGUGACCCCGCCCAAAUUCAUCAGCCCCACCUCCCAGCUCGCCAUCACCUUCAUCCUCGUCUGCGUCCAGGUCCUAGGUGUGUUUGUGUGGUUCGCCGUCAUCCCCCCUCACACCAUCAUCGACUAUGAGGAGCUCCGCCCCCCAAACCCUGACUACGCCAGAGGCAUCCUGAAGUGUGACAUGUCCGACCUGUCAAUCAUCGGCUGCCUCAGCUACAGCAUCGUGCUCAUGGUGACGUGUACGGUGUACGCGGUGAAGAGUCGCGGUGUCCCGGAGACGUUCAACGAGGCGAAGCCGAUCGGCUUCACCAUGUACACCACCUGCAUCGUGUGGCUCGCCUUCGUGCCCAUCUUCUUUGGGACCGCCAAGUCCACUGAGAAGAUGUUCAUUCAGACGGCGACUCUGACCGUGUCCAUGUCGCUCAGUGCGUCCGUGUCUCUCGGGAUGCUCUACGUGCCCAAGGUCUACGUCAUCGUCUUCCAUCCUGAGCAGAACGUCCAGAAGAGGAAGAGGAGCAUCAAGGCGGUCUCCCAAGUGGCCAGAUUGUCUCAAAAAUCUUUAAAUGACAAACAAAAUGGAGAAACAAAGAUUGUACCUGACAGAUCACAGUGAUACGACAAACUACAGCUGUUGACCAAUCCCUGUGAAGCGCCUGAUGACAUCAUCUUCGUGAAGAUUGUUGAUUUUUUGACGACUCAGAGAAAAGUGAAUAAUGUGAAACAGUCUUUGUGCUUUUAUUUCUUUACCUGACUUUAUAUUCGACUUGAAUCAUUUGAGAAAUCAAUUCAUCUGCCGUGAGGAAUCUGAUCUUCUGAGAAGUAGAAGCCAUUACGACCCAGCUCAUCAUUUUGUUUUUGAAAAUCAGACUGAAUGUUCUAGUGUUUAUAGUGAAGACGGAGAAGUUGAGAUUUGUGAAUAUGGAGCAAACUGCACGUGUUAUACAACAUGAGACAAAUACAUGUGUGUGGUUUCAAUGUGAUUUUCACAAACUGAUCACAUAUGUGUUUUAUCAGGACUGAGCUCAUGGAGGUGGUGUGUGGGACAGCACCUCCCCCUGGUGGCUGCUUUGAAAUUGAUUAUUUUCGGGACACUAAAAAUGGAACAACCGGCAUCAAUUAAGUAAUACUAUUGAUUUAUUAAUCGAGUAGUUAACUAUUUUGAUAACUGAUUACUGUGAUUUGUCUUUAAGAAAAGAUUUUAGCUUCUUAAAUUUGAGUAUUUUCUAGUGAAAACAUAACGUGUCUUUUCAACAUCUUGAUUCUUCUAAACUGUGAACUACA